Molecule: messenger RNA, 3087 nt
Organism: Ostrinia nubilalis (European corn borer)
Lineage: Eukaryota; Metazoa; Arthropoda; Insecta; Lepidoptera; Crambidae
Product: myosin heavy chain, cardiac muscle isoform-like
Exons: 13
Coding region: 1295-2962 (555 amino acids)
Biological process (GO): inner dynein arm assembly; cilium-dependent cell motility; epithelial cilium movement involved in determination of left/right asymmetry
Cellular component (GO): axoneme
Source: RefSeq, a predicted model, not a curated record
ACAACGGCGCGAGGACAUGGGCAUGAUGCAGCGCCUCAGCCAGAUGCGCCUCGCCUACCAGGAGAUAACCGACCUCAACACCUCCCUGGACAGCGAGGUGAGUGCAAUGUGCACCUUACUGCGUCCACUCAAGGACCACAAUACAACGGCGCGAGGACAUGGGCAUGAUGCAGCGCCUCAGCCAGAUGCGCCUCGCCUACCAGGAGAUAACCGACCUCAACACCUCUCUGGACAGCGAGGUGAGUGCAAUGUGCACCUUACUGCGUCCACUCAAGGACCACAAUACAACGGCGCGAGAACAUGGGCAUGAUGCAGCGCCUCAGUCAGAUGCGCCUCGCCUACCAGGAGAUAACCGACCUCAACACCUCCCUGGACAGCGAGGUGAGUGCAAUGUGCACCUUACUGCGUCCACUCAAGGACCACAAUACAACGGCGCGAGGACAUGGGCAUGAUGCAGCGCCUCAGCCAGAUGCGCCUCGCCUACCAGGAGAUAACCGACCUCAACACCUCCCUGGACAGCGAGGUGAGUGCAAUGUGCACCUUACUGCGUCCACUCAAGGACCACAAUACAACGGCGCGAGGACAUGGGCAUGAUGCAGCGCCUCAGCCAGAUGCGCCUCGCCUACCAGGAGAUAACCGACCUCAACACCUCUCUGGACAGCGAGGUGAGUGCAAUGUGCACCUUACUGCGUCCACUCAAGGACCACAAUACAACGGCGCGAGAACAUGGGCAUGAUGCAGCGCCUCAGUCAGAUGCGCCUCGCCUACCAGGAGAUAACCGACCUCAACACCUCCCUGGACAGCGAGGUGAGUGCAAUGUGCACCUUACUGCGUCCACUCAAGGACCACAAUACAACGGCGCGAGGACAUGGGCAUGAUGCAGCGCCUCAGCCAGAUGCGCCUCGCCUACCAGGAGAUAACCGACCUCAACACCUCCCUGGACAGCGAGGUGAGUGCAAUGUGCACCUUACUGCGUCCACUCAAGGACCACAAUACAACGGCGCGAGGACAUGGGCAUGAUGCAGCGCCUCAGCCAGAUGCGCCUCGCCUACCAGGAGAUAACCGACCUCAACACCUCCCUGGACAGCGAGGUGAGUGCAAUGUGCACCUUACUGCGUCCACUCAAGGACCACAAUACAACGGCGCGAGGACAUGGGCAUGAUGCAGCGCCUCAGCCAGAUGCGCCUCGCCUACCAGGAGAUAACCGACCUCAACACCUCCCUGGACAGCGAGGUGAGUGCAAUGUGCACCUUACUGCGUCCACUCAAGGACCACAAUACAACGGCGCGAGGACAUGGGCAUGAUGCAGCGCCUCAGCCAGAUGCGCCUCGCCUACCAGGAGAUAACCGACCUCAACACCUCUCUGGACAGCGAGAUGCACUGCCUGCAACGCGAGCUAAGCAACAUGCGAGCGACUCUAGAGAAGCUUCACAUGGAGAACCGGCACAUCAUGGACGACCAGCACCGCAAGGACAUGGCGCUACAGCUCGUCAACAAUAAGAUAAGAGAGCUCAAAGAAAAACUGACAGACUCCUUGGAUAAAUCCAAGUCGUCUGAAAAAAGGGCUAAAGAGCUCGAAGAGAUGCUGAACGAAGAGGAGCGCUACGCCAGCCAACUGACGGUGAAUCAGCAGCGAGCGAUGCAUUGCUCCUUCGUAGAGCAGCAGAAACUGCUGGCGCUCAAGAACGAAGAAAAACUGUUUCACAUGCAACUGAAGGCCUCUAAAGCAAUAAUGAGUAAACUGGACACGAAGCAGCGCGGCGUUGAGAGAAACCUACAGAGCCAGAAGGAAACACUAUAUUCAGUCUGUUAUCAAGUUGAAACAAUCGGAGCCCGCGCAUCUCACAUGGAAGGCGCUCAGGCCGAGCGUGAAUGCUCUGCAGAACUUGUGGAAAGAGAAAACAGAUUGAAAGACGUGUGCGCUCGGCACGCGGCGCGCGUGGCCUUACUAGAGCGGCAUUCUGCUAAACUGCAUGAUGAUAUGCGGCGCCUCGCGAGGGAGCUUGAGACCAAGAGUGUGGAGCAUACUAAGCUGCAAAGUCGUCUGAAAUCUUCGAUGCUGAACGUAGAAGGUGGCGACAAGGACCUACGCGCGUCACGUGAUGUCUGGCGGCGCCUGCGCGUUGAUGAGGCCCUACUGAGGUUACGAGUGGCGCACGCGGCGCGGGCUUUGGCUGGCCUUGAUGAUACCGCCUUCACGCUUGAUAAGCAGCGCCUGCAGCUUGAUGCGGCCAUGAACGAGCGACUGGUGGAGAUCUCAGCCCGUCGCGACAUGUUCCUGGUGCAGAAGCGCGCGUUAUUUGAAGACUGCGGCAAGCUGCGCAGCGAAAUACGCGAGCGUGAGCAGCGCAUCGAGCAGCUCAAGAAACGAUACGACAUAUUCAUUGGAUCUCUUGGCAAGGACGAAUCAGGGCAGCAGCUGUCUGUCACUUUCUUCAAGAUUAAAUUUGCGGCAGAAAGAGCCGAGCUCCGCACUAAGGGAGCGGCUUUGGACGCGGACAUUGGGCGUCGCGAGCGCGACGUGUCGGCGCUAGAAGCCACGCUGCGCGUCGUGCACGCCGCGCAUCAACACUUCAUGCAUCACAUCUCGCCGCUCGCAGAUGAUACUCCCGAGAUCGACGAGUUGAAUUCACUCACGAAACAGUACUACGAGAUGCGCGACGAGCUCAAGGCGCAGAACGCUUGCAUCGAUUCCCUGGAGCAAGGCAUCGGCGAUACCAGCAGCCGUCUCACUAUGCUGUCUGACAAGAACAAGCAGCUAGCGGCUAGGCAGGCAGAGAGCGAAAUGGAACUAGAGACGGUGCGCGAGCGCGUGUCGCGGCAGGAGGCGCGGCUGCAGCACGCGCGCGACGUCGUGCGCCACAACGCGCGCCGCGCGCACAAGCUCGUCGAGGGCGUGGACGCCUGGCGCGUGUUCCAGGUCAUUGUGAACCACUAUCAGGGCAGGAGCGAGUGGAGCUAGAGACGUGCGCGAGCGCGUGUCGCGGCAGGAGGCGCGGCUGCAGCACGCGCGCGACGUCGUGCGCCACAACGCGCGCCGCGCGCACAAGCUCGUCGAGGGCGUGGACGCCUGGCGCGUGUUCCAGG